Messenger RNA from Piliocolobus tephrosceles (Ugandan red Colobus), 4175 nucleotides. It is a transcript of the gene TDRD1, whose product is annotated as tudor domain containing 1. NCBI's taxonomy places the organism in Eukaryota, Metazoa, Chordata, Mammalia, Primates, Cercopithecidae. The transcript has 23 exons. The coding region runs from base 74 to 3253 and encodes 1059 amino acids. The record is from RefSeq and is a predicted model, not a curated record.
CCGCAGAGACGGGUUCGGGUCCGCGGUCCUCUUGCCCCUUUCCAGGCCCUUGAGUUUUAAAUCGCCAUUUAGUAUGAUGUCAAGAAACAAUUUGGAAGUACCUCCUUCUAAGAUGACAGAGCCAUUUAAUUUUGAGAAAAAUGAAAACAAGCUUCCACCACCUGAGUCUUUAAGAAGUCCUGGAACACUCCCUAACCAUCCUAAUUUCAGGUUGAAAAGCUCAGAGAAUGGAAAUAAAAAGAACAAUUUUUUGCUUUGUGAGCAAACCAAACAAUAUUUGGCUAGUCAGGAAGACAGUUCAGUUUCUUCAAAGCCUAAUGGCAUCAACGGAGAAGUGGUUGAUUCCAAAGGAGACAGGAAAAAAUUGCCAGCAGGAAACUCAGUGUCAUCACCAAGUGUAGAAAGUAAUUCACCACCCAAAGAAGUGAAUACUAAGCCUGGAAAUAAUGUGCAUCCUGCAAAAUCAAAAAAACUAAACAAGUUGGUCGAGAAUUCCUUGUCCAUAAGUAAUCCAGGGCUCUUCACCUCCUUACGACCUCCUCUUCGGUCCACAACUUGCCAUCGCUGUGGCCUGUUUGGAUCGCUGAGGUGCUCUCAGUGCAAGCAGACCUACUAUUGUUCCACAGCGUGUCAGAGAAGAGACUGGUCUGCACACAGCAUCGUGUGCAAGCCUGUUCAGCCAAAUUUCCACAAACUUGAAGAUAAUAAAUCAUCUGUUGAAACAAAGGAUGUGGAGGUAAACAAUAAGAGUGACUGUCCACUUGGAGUUACUAAGGAAAUAGCCAUUUGGGCUGAGAGAAUAAUGUUUUCUGAUUUGAGAAGUCUACAACUGCAGAAAACCAUGGAAGUAAAGGGUACAGUUACCGAAUUCAAACACCCAGGGGACUUCUACGUGCAGUUAUAUUCUUCAGAAGUUUUAGAAUACAUGAAACAGCUCUCUGCCAGCUUAAAAGAAACAUAUGCAAAUAUGAAUGAAAAAGACUAUAUUCCUGUUAAGGGGGAAGUUUGUAUUGCCAAGUACACUGUUGAUCAGACCUGGAACAGAGUGAUCAUACAGAACGUUGAUGUGCAGCAAAAGAAGGCACAUGUCUUAUAUAUUGAUUAUGGAAAUGAAGAAAUAAUUCCAUUAAACAGAAUUUACCACCUCAACAGGAACAUUGACUUGUUUCCUCCUUGUGCCAUAAAGUGCUUUGUAGCCAAUGUUAUCCCAGCAGAAGGGAAUUGGAGCAGUGAUUGUAUCAAAGCUACUAAACCACUGUUAAUGGAGCAGUACUGCUCCAUAAAGAUUGUUGACAUCUUGGAAGAGGAAGUGGUUACCUUUGCUGUAGAAGUUGAGCUGCCAAAUUCAGGAAAACUUUUAGACCAUGUACUUAUAGAAAUGGGAUAUGGCUUGAAACCCAACGGACAAGAUUCUAAGAAGGAAAAUGCAGAUCAAAGUGAUCCUGAAGAUAUUGGAGAAAUGACAACUGAAAACAAAAUUGUCAUAGACAAAAGUGACCUAAUCCCGAAAGUGUUAACUUUGAAUGUGGGUGAUGAGUUUUGUGGUGUGGUUGCCCACAUUCAAACACCAGAAGACUUCUUUUGUCAACAACUGCAAAGUGGCCGAAAGCUGGCUGAACUUCAGGCAUCGCUUAGCAAGUACUGUGGUCAGUUGCCUCCACGCUCUGAUUUUUAUCCAGCCAUUGGUGAUAUAUGUUGUGCUCAGUUCUCAGGAGUAAAGCCAUCAUUAGAAAUUUGGACUCCGGAAGCUGUUUGUCUCAUGAAAAAACUUGUACAGAACAAAAUAAUCACAGUGAAGGUGGUGGACAAGUUGGAAAACAGUUCCCUGGUGGAGCUUAUUGAUAAAUCCGAGACGCCUCAUGUCAGUGUUAGCAGAGUUCUCAUAGAUGCAGGCUUUGCUGUGGGAGAACAGAGGAUGGUGACAGAUAAACCCAGUGACAUGAAAGAAGCCAUUGUUCCCUUGGGUGUGGAAGGAAAAGUAGAUCCAUUGGAGUGGACAUGGGUUGAGCUUGCUGUUGACCAAACAGUAGAUGUUGUGGUCUGUGUGAUAUAUAGUCCUGGAGAAUUUUAUUGCCAUGUGCUUAAAGAGGAUGCUUUAAAGAAACUGAAUGAUUUGAACAAGUCAUUAGCAGAACAUUGCCAGCAGAAGUUACCUAAUGGUUUCAAGGCAGAGAUAGGACAACCUUGUUGUGCUUUUUUUGCAGAUAUACAAUCUAGAAACAAACAUUGGUCUGAAGAAGCCAUAACAAGAUUCCAUAUGUGUGUUGCUGGGGUAAAAUUGCAAGCCAGAGUGGUUGAAGUCACUGAAAAUGGAACAGGAGUUGAACUCACUGAUCUUUCCACUCGUUAUCCCAGAAUAAUCAGUGAUGUUCUGAUUGAUGAACAUCUGGUUUUAAAAUCUGCUUCACCACAUAAAGACUUACCAAAUGAUAGACUUGUUAAUAAACAUGAACUUCAAGUUCAUGUACAGGGACUUCAAGCUACUGCUUCAGCUGAGCAAUGGAAGACGAUAGAAUUGCCAGUUAAUAAAACUGUGCAAGCAAAUGUAUUAGAAAUCAUAAGCCCAAACUUGUUUUAUGCUCUACCAAACGGGAUGCCAGAAAAUCAGGAAAAGCUGUGCCUAUUGACAGCUGAAUUAUUAGAAUACUGCAAUGCUCCGAAAAGUCGACCACCCUAUAGACCAAGAAUUGGAGACGCAUGCUGUGCCAAAUACACAAGUGAUGAUUUUUGGUAUCGUGCAGUUGUUCUGGGGACAUCAGACACUGAUGUGGAAGUGCUCUAUGCAGACUAUGGAAACAUUGAAACCGUGCCUCUUUGCAGAGUGCAACCAAUCACCUCUAGCCACCUGGCGCUUCCUUUCCAAAUUAUUAGAUGUUCACUUGAAGGGUUAAUGGAAUUGAAUGGAAGCUCUUCUCAAUUAAUAAUAAUGCUGUUAAAAAAUUUCAUGUUGAAUCAGAAUGUGAUGCUUUCUGUGAAAGGAAUUACAAAGAACGUCCAUACGGUGUCAGUUGAGAAAUGUUCUGAGAAUGGGACUGUCGAUGUAGCUGAUAAGCUGGUGACGUUUGGUCUGGCAAAAAACAUCACACCUCAAGGGCAGAGUGCUUUAAAUAGAGAAAAGAUGUAUAGGAUGAAGUGCUGCUGCACAGAGUUACAGAAACAAGUUGAAAAACAUGAACAUAUUCUUCUUUUCCUCUUAAACAAUUCAACAAAUCAAAAUAAAUUUAUUGAAAUGAAAAGACUGUUAAAAAGUUAAGUAAGUUAAAUUGUAUGUUUUCGCCUCUUUUAUGAUCACCAACAGGACAUCUUCAGGCAUGUUGUCAGGAUAGAGCUCACGGAGUGAAACCUAUUGUAAGGCUGUACUUUUGUGAUUUAAUGACCUGAGGUUUGGUCAUAACGCUUCCGCUGUUUUUGUAGGUUUAUCUGAUGGUUUUCCUUUGCCACUGCUAAUAGAACUGAACCCCCAGGGGUAUUCCAGUUGUGAUAGCCUUUCCUUACUGUUGUUUGAUUUUAAGAAUGCCUAUGUUACUGAUACGUGGAGGGACUUGUAAAACUUGUUGUGACAUAAAGCUUAGCCUCAGAUCUUUUGUCUAGAUUUGAAAUUAACUCAGCUCUCACUUGUGCACAUUGCUGUAAAUAUGUUUAGCACUUUUUGUGAGGGGUAUGUGAAGGGCCAGGAACAGAAAGUGGGCUGCACUGAGGGUAUUUUUCAUUUCAAAACAAAACAUACUGCCUGCUUUUGGCUGUGGUGAUUCUAGUGUCUGAAGAACAUACUGGUGAGUUUUAAGCCAGUGUUCCUUCCCCUCCACCCCCUUUUUUUAAAUGUCUGGGAUCCUUCGUUGUAAGAUGGCUCUCAGAAAUACAUUUUUGGUUAAGAGCCAGUUAGAACUUGUGAUCAGGGCUGGGGGUGGUGGCUCACGCCUGUAAUCCCAGCACUUUGGGAGGCUGAGGCAGGCAGAUCACCUAAGCCCAGGAGUUCGAAGCCAGCCUGGCCAACAUGGCAAAACACUGUCUCUACCUAAAAUACAAAAUUAGCUGGGUGUGGUGGUACACACCUGUUAUUCUAGCUACUUGGGAGGCUGAGACAGGAGAAUCACUUGAAUCCAGGAGGUGGAGGUUGCAAUGAGCCAAGACUGUGCUACUAUACUCCAGGCUGGGCAACAGAGUAAGACUUUGUC